This is a messenger RNA of Carya illinoinensis, 2115 nucleotides long. RefSeq lists its product as uncharacterized. Bases 1 to 2115 code for a protein of 704 amino acids. The transcript is spliced from 5 exons. The record is from RefSeq and is a predicted model, not a curated record. Gene Ontology annotation, molecular function: nucleic acid binding; RNA-DNA hybrid ribonuclease activity. Lineage: Eukaryota; Viridiplantae; Streptophyta; Magnoliopsida; Fagales; Juglandaceae.
AUGGUUGGUAGAUCGAGAUACCAGGCUUUCAGCAUUGUGAAAGAUAGGGUAUGGAAGAAGUUGAGUAAUUGGAAGAAUCAGUUUCUAUCACCUUCAGGAAAAGAAGUAUUAAUCAAGGCAGUCAUUCAAGCAAUUCCAGCCUAUUAUAUGAGUGUGUUCAAGUUGCCAAAAAAGCUGAGUGAUGAGAUAGCUUCUUUAAUGGCAAAAUUCUGGUGGGGAUUUAAGCAAAGGGAGAACAGAAUCCAGUGGAGAAGUUGGGCAAAGAUGGGAUGGUCUAAAAAUGAUGGGGGACUAGGUUUCAGGGAGCUUGAAGCAUUUAAUCAAGCUCUUCUUGCAAAACAAUGUUGGAGAGUAAUGAUGAAACCCCAUUCUAUGGCAGUUGUGAUGCUUAAAGAGAAAUAUUUCAGACAUACUGAUUUGUUGCAUGCUCCCUUAGGAUUCAGACCCUCAGUUAUUUGGAGAAGCCUAUGGAAUGCAAGGGAUUUGUUGAGGGAGGGAUUGGUUUGGAGAGUGGGAGAUGGAAGGAGUAUUAAGAUAUGGAAGGAUAAAUGGGUUCCAAGGGCUAUUACAUUUAAAAUUCAAUCCUCCAUCAGUAUUUUGCAUGCUGAGGCAAAGGUGGAGCAACUAAUUUCAGUAGAGAAAAAAGAAUGGAAUGUGGAGCUAGUGAAAGAAGUGAUGAAUGAAGAGGAAGCAGAAAUAAUAAGCAAAUUACCUAUUAGUCUCUCGGGGUUACCAGACAAGCAGAUAUGGGCAUAUUCAAAAAAUGCCUUGUACACAGUUAGAAGUGCAUAUCAUGUGGAAAUCAAUAGAAGAAGAAGGGAGAGAGGGGAGAUGUCUAACAAGUCAGGGGAGGUGUGGAGGAAGGUGUGGUUAUUAAACAUACCAAGGGUAGUCAAAGUUUUUGUUUGGAAGACUAUGUUGAACUGUCUGCCAACAAAGAUGAAUCUAAUGAAGAGGUCUGUUGUGAAGGAAGCUACCUGUCCAGUUUGCAUGAAUGAAAAUGAAACUGUCUGUCAUGCCUUAUGGAGUUGCAGGGGGCAAGGGAUGUAUGGGCUUGUGAGAGGAGUCCAAUGCAUAAAUGGUAGAGUGGGGAGAGGGAUAUGUUUGAGCUCUGGUCAGACUGAUUUUCAGUUGGCUCAAGUGAAGCAGACCAGUAAAGCAAACAGUGGUGUUCCUAUAAGCAAUAAGGCUACUCAUUGGAAACCACCUAUGGGUGAAAUAUUGAAGGUUAAUUGGGAUGCAACAUGGAAAGCCAAGGAGGAUAGAAGUGGAAUUGGGGUGGUGAUCCGAGAUAGUAGUGGGGAAAUAGUUGCUUCUCUCUGCUGUCCUAGAACAAAGGUGCAAGAUGCAAUGGUAGCUGAGGUGUAUGCACUAUGGAGGGCCAUGAAAUUGUGUGUUGAACUAAAUUUCAAAAAGGUUCAAUUUGAAGGUGAUGCUUUAUCUGUUGUGAAGGCUGUGAAUAGCUCUGAGGAGUGUUGGGAGAGGCAUGGACAGGUAGUUGAAGAUCUUAAAGAUGCUUUGAGGAAGAGGAUAGGCUGGGCUGUGGUGCAUGUAGAUAGAUGUUGUAAUAAUGUGGCACAUAGUCUUGCUAAAAUUGCAUUAAGUAUACAAGAGGAGAGGGUGUGGAUGGAAGAUUAUCCAAAAGAGAUUCUUAAGUGUGAAGAAGCAGCCUCAGUGAAUAUGGAAACUAGGAUGGUAGCUAUGGAACAACUUGUUGAAAAACUCACCAACGAGAUGAAUGUUCUUUGCGAGAAAAGCCAAGCCCUCAAGGACGACAAUCAAGAUUCGGCACACCACGGAGAUCCGAGUGCCAACGAGCACCAGGAGUCUCGGCAAGAAGAAGGAGGUGACAACGACCAAGAGGAAAGGAAGCACAUGCAAGAUGAGCUCUACAACCUCAGAGGAAAGUAUGAAGAAAUUAUAAGGAGGAUGGGAAGCUCAUCGAUAGUAGAUCAACUACUCGUCAGAAUGGGCUUACCAUAUAGUGCCAAGGGAAGUGGCCUGCAGGGCCUUCCUGUUGACGUUGAGAGGACCAGUGAUAGGUGCAAAACUGCAAGUGCACAAUGUAGCCCGGAUCCUAUUGGCCCAAAUGCUGCUCAAAGGCUUAUCAGGUGA